AUGGCUCUACACGUGAGUUCCAGUCAACCAUUUGAAGGCUUGACGCUCAGCCCCACACAGUUGUUCAGCCAGCCUCUGGGAUGGUUCAAAGACCAGCUGGAACUCGAAGCGGCAGGCUUAGGAGGCAAUUUAUUCGACUUUUAUCGUUUUGUACAUGAUUCAAGGUGGAUUGGUGGUACUACAGAAUAUUCAGCACUCGAUGAAGCUUCGCCGUAUUGGUUUAAUGGGCUUGUGCCUUUGGCUUUUGGGCUGGGGGAUGCAAGAAUAAAGAGUCAGGUGAAGUAUUACCUUGACUAUGUUCUCGAUCAUCAGCAAAGUGAUGGGUGGCUUGGAUUUGAGACGACGAGAACGACGCGCGGGCUUUGGGCUCGCUGUCUCCUGUUACUGGGGUUGAUCCAAUACGCUGAAGCCGAUUCUACGGAAGCUGACAGAAUUGUUGACGCGAUGCAUCGUUAUGUCGUCCUUGCUCAUAGCAUGUUACGGAACAACUUCACAGGUUUGAUCGUACAUGGCAAUGACACCUUCGACACCGCCGGCUUUGGUGUUGGUCGAACUCAUGAAAUGCAUAUUCCUCUGCAAUGGCUGUAUGAAAAGUAUCCAAGGAACAAUUCUCAGAUCAUUUGGGAGACGAUGGAACUUAUGAUUGCAGGAGGAGUGAGUUGGGGUGCGGAUUGGCGGACGUUUUGGGUGGAAGGUGUUUAUCCAACUGUGUUGUAUGAUACAACACCUUAUGAUCUGAGCUGGGUCUUCAUUCAUGGUGUCAACAUGGCGGAAGGACUUCGGUAUCCUUUGGCCAUUUAUCGCAUGACAGAUGACCCUGCAUUGAAAACGCAAACUCGAACAGCUGUAGACCUGCUGGCCAAGUAUCACAGAUCACUUGCAGGAACUAUCAUCGCGGACGAGUACAUAGCGGAUCUGAAUCCUAGCAGAGGAGCAGAACUGUGUAUUGCUGCAGAGGUGAUGUUUUCUUCGGCUAAUAUCUACCAAUAUCUAGGGGAUAAUGACAUCGCUGAUUGGACCGAACAAACUGCCUUUAAUGCUCUUCCUGUCUCGGUGUCCGCAGAUUGGUGGUCACAUCAAUAUGUUCAGCAAGAAAACCAGCCUUGGUCACGCAACCUUUCGAUAACAGACCCUCUCUGGUGGGACGUCGACUCAUACUCCAAUGUCUUUGGCUUGGAACCCAAUUAUCCUUGCUGUACCGUUAAUCAUCCGCAAGCAUACCCCAAAUUCUUAGCCAACGCAGUUGUUGGUACAGCAGAUGGCGGCUUGGCACACGUCUUCCUCAUCGGUACCGAUGUGGCUACAACAUUAUCAAAUAAUAAUGCAGUUUCAGUCUCUGUCAACACCACGUACCCUUUCGGCCUAAGUUUGACGUACACCAUCUCAGCAACAUCUGCGUUUCCCUUUUACGUACGAAUUCCAACGUGGGCUGAAUCGACAAGCACCAUCAGCGGACCAAGCAAUGGAGCCAUCGUUCAAGUUUCUCCAUCAAACCAAGGCCUCCAAAAGAUCGGCAUUCCCGGCGGCAGCAGCACAACUUUCACUAUCCAACUCGAGACACAACCACGAGUGGUGACGCGAGCCAAUAACACAGCCGCAAUCUACUACGGAGCAUUACUCUACAGCCUAGCUAUUGACUUCAACACAUCCCAGACCCCUCCUCUGAACUACCACACCGAGGCCGUUCUCGACAAUUCAACCACCGACUCACAUACCUACGACCACGUUUUGACACCCACAUCUAUUUGGAAUAUUGCAAUCGACCCAUCCCAGAUCUCUAUCGUGUCUUCUAACGACUCAACGACGCUAAAGAAUCCGAUAUGGACUUUAGGUGCACCGCCGGUAGAGUUGAGAGUUGCGGCCGUUGAGAUCGAGUGGCCUACUGCUUUUGGCACCGCUGCUGAUCCUCCACUUGAUGUAAAGAUGACAGGAAAGCCGUUCAGUGCUCGCUUUGUCCCGUACGGUAGUGCCAAGCUUCAUAUGGCUCAUUUGCCAGUGGUUAAGUUGGAGAAGCUGGAAUUGGUGUAAUGUCUUUGGUGGAGGAAGUCCAACGUGCGAGUUUUCUUAGUCGGAUCUUAGUAAGACAUACAUAAACGAAGCUAUACAUAAUGAAACGCAUUCGGG
Messenger RNA from Mollisia scopiformis, 2124 nucleotides. Its product is annotated as duf1680 domain-containing protein. The transcript has 6 exons. Bases 1 to 2028 code for a protein of 675 amino acids. NCBI's taxonomy places the organism in Eukaryota, Fungi, Ascomycota, Leotiomycetes, Helotiales, Mollisiaceae. The record is from RefSeq and is a predicted model, not a curated record.